Molecule: messenger RNA, 675 nt
Organism: Castor canadensis (American beaver)
Lineage: Eukaryota; Metazoa; Chordata; Mammalia; Rodentia; Castoridae
Source: RefSeq, a predicted model, not a curated record
UGCUUCUGCUCUCUCCAGCCCUGACGCCCCGGUUUCCUACUUACUUCUUUUUCGCUUUUUACCUUUCUCUUUCCUUCGCAGUUCAGCAUGCAGAAACAAGACGCCUCCUCGCACGGGUUCCUGCCUAGCUUCCAACAUUUCGCCACGCAGGCCAUCCAUGCGGGCCAGGAACCGGAGCAGUGGAACUCCCAGGCUAUGGUGCCUCCCAUCUCACUGUCCACCACGUUCAAGCAAGGGGCGCCCGGCCAGCAUUCGGGUUUUGACUACAGCCGUUCUGGAAAUCCCACUAGGAACUGUUUGGAAAAAGCAGUGGCAGCACUGGAUGGAGCUAAGUACAGUUUGGCCUUUGCUUCGGGUUCAGCAGCCACUGUGAUGAUUACCCAUCUUUUAAAAACAGGAGACCAUAUUAUUUGCAUGGAUGAUGUAUAUGGAGGUACGAACACGUACUUCAGUAAUGUGGCAAGUGAAUUUGGAUUAAAGAUUUCUUUUGUUGAUUGUUCCCAAACCAAAUUACUAGAGGCAGCAAUUACACCAGAAACCAAGCUUGUCUGGGUUGAAACCCCCACAAACCCUUGCUUGAAGAUGAUUGACAUUGAAGCUUGUGCACAUAUAGUCCAUAAGCAUGGAGACAUUAUUUUGGCUGUGGAUAACAGUUUUAUGUCAGCAUAUUUCCAG